AUGUCUAAAGUCCAAAUUCCCAAGGCAUUUUGGGUGAAAUAUUGUGGCUCCUUGUCGAGUCAAGUAUACCUUAAGCUUCCAUGUGGAUCAAGAUGGGAGGUAGGGUUGACAAAAACUGAUGGAAAGUUCAAUGUUAUCAUAUUCGACAAAACAAUUGUGGAGAUAGAUUAUCCUUCUAAUCAUAACAAUUUUGGGAAGCAUUAUGUUGAAACUGAUGUUUGUAUUGAUGUUUUGGGAAGCUAUCCUAAAGCCAGGGACAAACCUCCAUUACCAUGUUCUCGUCCAAACAAGAAAAUGAAAACUAAUCCAUAUGUCAUGAAGUGGGAUUUUUCUGAUAAAGUAUGUGGAGAUUCUCCCCUACCAAGGUGGAUGGAACCUGAAUAUUUUUUAAGGAAGCAGAAGUUGAAUGCAAAAGAAAUUGCUGAAGCCCUUAAGAGAGCUAAAGGUUUUAAAUCUAAAGAUCCCUUUUUCAUGAUUUGCAUGCGACCAUCGUUUGUUGUAACUAAGCUUAAUAUGAUUAUACCAUCUGUCUUUGCAAAACAUUACCUCCUCAGUACUAACAACUCUAUGAAGCUGAUAUCUGAAGUAAAUACUGGUAAUCAAGGUACUUGUAAGAGGCCUUCAUCUUCUGGACUUAGUAGAGCUUCUGAAGCAGCCAACCAAUUCUUCUCGAAAAAUCCUUACUUCCAAGUGAUUUUGCGAUCAAAUCACGUGCUUGGAUGUGUACUGCAUAUUCCAUGUACUUUUGGAGUGCAUUAUUUUGAGGAAAAGACACAAACUGUGAUGCUUUGGGUUGGUGAGAAAUAUUGGUAUGUGAAGUUAUUGGCUUAUAAAUCAGAUUUUAAAUUUUCUGCUUGGUGGGCUGCAUUUGCAAAAGGGAACUCUCUUCAGCCAAGAGAUGUAUGCAUCUUUGAGCUGAUUAAGAGAAAUCAAUCUAAGAUGAAAGUUUAUAUAUUUAGACAAAGUGGUUUGGCUCAAGAGUAG
Molecule: messenger RNA, 984 nt
Organism: Humulus lupulus (European hop)
Lineage: Eukaryota; Viridiplantae; Streptophyta; Magnoliopsida; Rosales; Cannabaceae
Product: B3 domain-containing protein REM19-like
Exons: 7
Coding region: 1-984 (327 amino acids)
Molecular function (GO): DNA binding
Source: RefSeq, a predicted model, not a curated record